This is a messenger RNA of Cloeon dipterum, 1626 nucleotides long. RefSeq lists its product as uncharacterized. The record is from RefSeq and is a predicted model, not a curated record. Gene Ontology annotation, molecular function: DNA binding. Gene Ontology annotation, biological process: regulation of transcription by RNA polymerase II. The coding region runs from base 9 to 1580 and encodes 523 amino acids. The transcript is spliced from 6 exons. Gene Ontology annotation, cellular component: nucleus. Lineage: Eukaryota; Metazoa; Arthropoda; Insecta; Ephemeroptera; Baetidae.
CUCUAAAUAUGGUGCCCCCCAUCAAAGCCAAGAAAAGUAAUGGAGACGGAAACUCAGCUGAUUCUUCAAUCGUGUGGCAUAUUUUCAAGAAAACGUCCAACCCAAAGGCUGCUUAUUGCUUGAAGUGCAAAAAGGAGUAUAGAACCGGUGGAGGUACUUCAAACUUAAGGAAGCACUUUUUUACUAAACACAAGGACAUCUUUGAUUUGAUCUCCGGAAGCGCCCGCAGUCGCACGGCAAACACAAGCAAGGAAAACAUUGAGGAUGACUCUGAGGAGAGAACUGAAGAAGUACUAAGUGAUACGGAUGAGGAGGAGUUUGUACUAGGAAGGAAAAGGUCGAGGCCCAUAAUAGAAGAUAGCAAUGACGAGGAAGACUCUAAUACUGUCGGAGCGCAUUCUACGAGAGAGGCAAGUUUAGAAAAAGCAUUGCCAGAGGUUUCCAAGGUUACUAAAAUGAUGAGCCAGAGUAAAAGUAUGAUGGUACCUGAAAAGAAACAACUCACCAUCCCUGAGGCACAUCUUAGAAAAGAAUCAUAUUCAAAAGGAGGAGCUAAGCAAAUGAAGUUAACAAUGUGGCUAUUGAAAGGACAAAGCAUGGGAUUGGUUAAAGAGAAUUUUUUCAUGAUGGAAUCUUCUAAAGAUUGGUUGAAGCAGAUGUUCCCUUUAUAUGAAACAGUGCCUGAGGAGAUGAUCGAGGAAACUCAGGAGCUUAUGUUCAAAACAUAUCACAUUUUCGCGAAAGAGAAGCUAAAAAAUGCUAAGACUUACAGUUUAACUGUAGAUGUGAAGGAGAGAGCUGCAAUGGACACUUAUGUAGAGCUUACUGCCGUAAUUCCAGCAGACGCUGAAAACUCUCUUGUUUACCUACCUCUAAGCCACUUGAAAGUUGUGCAAUGCUCUGAAGUUCAACUCAUUACCUUCAUCAAGAAAACGUUGUCGUCUUUCGGACUGCUGGACAAGACCAUGGGGUUCCUUCUGUUCAGUGGAAGGAAGUCCAUUUUUGAAGACUUGGACAAAAGCACUGAAAAAACUUUUCAGUCGGUUGCAAAAUUCCAAUGCCUGAAGGACAUUUUGUCUGAAAUAUUAUCAGAUGCAUUGAACGACUCGAGCUUAAUCAACGAAUUGUUUGAACGUGUUUCGGAAAUCAUCCAGUUCAUCCAGACCUCGGAUGAGCUCCUGGAUGCCGCUAAAAGAGCAGGAUCAACACAUGAAAAAGAUAAAAAAACAAUGGAAUAUCUUUUGAAGCUGCCUUUCGCCGAUUCAACUGAUCUGUCGCUAUACACCACUUUUGCAGCAAUCUCUGGCAGCCUGUCUAAAUUAAUCACUGAUUCGCAACUAUAUGAAUGCCCAAACCUACUAAGCCUCGCUGAUAACAAGACGUUGAAAGAAAGCGUUGACGUUCUGCAGCCAUUACAGGCCUUCUCAUCUCAACUGCGAUCACCCAAGAUGCCGCUUUUAAUUAGCGAAUACAUACCAUUAUUGGUUACAAUUAGGACCUGCAUCACCAAAGUUGACGUCCUUUGUGAGGGCGCCUUGGAACUGAAAAAGAAUAUAUUAGGGAAACUAUCAAGUAAUUAAGAGUUAAAAAUUAAAAAAAAAUUGAAACGUAAUUAUUGUUUUAAAU